Aspergillus ochraceoroseus IBT 24754 is the source of this 1488-nucleotide messenger RNA. Its product is annotated as cytochrome P450. The coding region runs from base 1 to 1488 and encodes 495 amino acids. Gene Ontology annotation, molecular function: monooxygenase activity; iron ion binding; oxidoreductase activity, acting on paired donors, with incorporation or reduction of molecular oxygen. The transcript is spliced from 6 exons. The record is from RefSeq and is a predicted model, not a curated record. Lineage: Eukaryota; Fungi; Ascomycota; Eurotiomycetes; Eurotiales; Aspergillaceae.
AUGGUUUUAAGUGUUGAUCUUCUGCCAUCUGAUGGUAUUUCAACCAUACUAUUCACAGCGCUCUGCACCGGCUUUGUAGGGCUACUUAUUCAUAUUGAGUGGACUGCUCGACAAAAUCCCCUGUCGUCCCUUCCAGGACCGUGGAUUUCCAAAUACACAGAGGGUCUUCUGACCUUUUACUGGCUAACAGCUCGUCGUACGACUUACGUGGACUCUCUUCACAAGCAAUAUGGUCCCUUGGUUCGAAUCAGCCCAACGGAGGUCGACGUGGCGGAUGUCAAUGCCGUCAGAGAAAUCCACAAAGUAGGGGGUCGAUACUGGAAGUCCGAAUGGUAUCGCAGAGUUGUCCCAGUGGGAGUUGAGAACAUCUUCAGCUCGGUUGACCCUCAAAUCCACGCCGUUCAUCGCCGGCUCCUAUCAGCACCCAUCGCGGAGGCGAAUCUUAAGCAAUUUGAGCCGAUUAUUGACGAGCGAAUCCAGUUAACUAUUCGAAAAAUCAAGGAUGAGCUUCACACCCGAGGUGCUGCGGACGUCUUCAAGUGGUUCAAUUUUAUGUCGACUGAUAUUGUGGGUGAAUUGACCUUUGGCGAGUCAUUUCGUAUGCUUGAAUAUGGCAAGAAAAAUCAAUAUUUCCUAGAUAUCCAAAACACAGCAUCAAUGCACCCAAUCCGCACCACAUUCCCUUUCCUGAUGAGAUGGAAUCAAUAUUUCCCAAUCCCGUUUAUCCGCAGCGCGGCCGCAGCAUCGAGGAGACUUGCUGUGUACGCGGAGCAAUCGAUCCAGCGUUACAAAAAUAUGAUCUCGUUAAAUCCUACCAACCCCAAGCAAACUCUCUUCACCAAGCUAUUUGAUGCGGGUGAGGACGGCCUCACCGACUCGGAAAUCCGAUACAAUGCACACGCCUACAUUGUUGCAGGGAGUGACACAACAGCAGUCACUUUAACUUACCUGGUCUAUGCGGUGUUGAAGCACGAACAUGUUAAGCAAAAGCUGCUCGCCGAACUCCGCGAACUGCCAGUAGAUCCCACCGACAAAGACCUUCGCGAUCUUCCAUAUCUCAACCGCGUUAUCCAAGAGACUCUGCGAGUAUACUCUGUCGUUCCAUCGGCACUCCCUCGCGUUGUUCCACCCGAGGGAGCAACACUAGCAGGGCAUUCACUACCCGGAGGUACGGUUGUUUCAACACAGGCGUACACGUUUCACCGAGACCCUACUAUUUGGUCCAAUCCGGACGAAUUUGACCCUGAUCGAUGGAUUAACCCAACUAAAGACAUGAAGGAUUCAUUCCUUCCAUGGGGCGCUGGAUCUCGCAUCUGUAUUGGAAUGCAUCUAGCUCGGAUUGAAUUAAAGAAAGGCGCUGCUCUGUUCUUCCGGAACUUCCCUACUGCACGGCUUACCACGAAGGAAGGGUUCUCGGACCAAGACAUGGAUCCGGUUAUUUUCUUCCUAAUGUCUCCCAAGGGACAUCGUCUUCUAAUUGAAGCUUGA